UUCGCACCCGAUUAAAUAAUAACAGAAAACAACGCAUCGGUUAUCAGGCAUUCGAUAAACGUAUAAUGCUCUGUGUGAAACUCGUUUAGUAUAAUGAGCGAUUGAUUAUUUGCUUUGUAACCUUCGACCAUACGUACUAUGGUCGAUAUAUGUAUACAUAGACGAGUGUAUAUGGUGGAAGUUGUAACCAUUUGAGACUGUGUCGAAAUUUCUUCGUCAAUAACUCUCGAAUGUGUGCGUCAUCAGCUGAUGCAUACUACGGAGGUCAGGUAACAACAACAUUAGACGCAUCUGAUAAGGUCUUCGAGUUGUUUGUCAUCGCGUUUCGUGCUUGUAGUCACGUCAAUGGUUAUUUUAAAUUCUGUGGUUAAUUGUGGAGCGUAAAUCUAAGAAAAUUUCAAUGUGAUUGAAGUUUAAGUAGCAAGAUCGUUUGGUGAACGAUGCGCUUGUAUUUUAUUUGUGCGAUUAUUUCUUUGUAUUGUAUUUCACCCGUGAAACCUCGGCACUUCGUAAACAAACAAAUAUCACCCGUUAUAUUAGUUCCAGGCGAUGGAGGCAGUCAAGUCGAAGCAAAACUCAAUAAGACCACUGCUGUACAUUAUUUGUGCGAGAAGAUUUCCACAGGCUACUUCAAUAUUUGGUUAAACUUGGAGUUACUUGUUCCGGUUAUUAUAGAUUGCUGGAUUGAUAAUAUGAAAUUAAUUUAUGACAACGUAACUAGAACGACAAGAAAUCAAGAUGGUGUUGACAUACGUAUACCAGGUUGGGGAGAUCCGUUCUCUGUUGAGUAUUUGGAUCCAAGUAAGGCUUCUCUUGGAUCAUAUUUUAAGGACAUUGGUAAUAUGUUAGUCGAUCAACUUGGAUAUGUUAGAAACCAAUCUAUACGUGCCGCACCUUACGAUUUCAGAAAAGCACCUAACGAGCACGAAGAAUUUUUCAAAAAACUAAAAGAUUUAGUUGAAGAGACAUACAACGCGAAUAAGCAAGUUCCAGUAACAUUAAUAGCUCACAGUAUGGGUGGACCAAUGACGCUUAUAUUCUUACAACGUCAAAGUCAAAAGUGGAAGGACAAAUACAUCAAUUGUUUCAUUACACUGGCAGCUGUUUGGGGUGGUAGUGUCAAGGCACUCAAAGUUUUUGCAAUUGGAGAUGAUUUAGGCGCAUAUCUUCUACGUCAAACGACUCUCAAAGAUGAACAAAUCACUAGUCCUAGUCUGGGGUGGUUGCUACCCUCCAGUUUAUUUUGGAAGGAAACAGAGGUAUUAGUGGAAUCAGCACAGAGGAACUAUACACUGUCCACCUUAAAAGAUUACUUAAUAGAUAUAAAUGUUCCAAAUGGAUGGGAAUUUAGAAAAGAUAACGAGAAAUACCAAUUAAAUUUUGCUGCUCCAGGAGUUGAGGUACACUGUCUAUACGGAAUCGGCAUAGACACAGUACAAAGACUAUAUUAUAAACCCGGUACAUCAAUAGAAGGUACUCCUAAGUUACUUCCGGGUGAUGGCGAUGGUACCGUAAACUUACGAAGUUUGGAGGGUUGCAAACACUGGAAGGGUCAACAAAAGCAAAAAGUUUAUUCUCAAGGAUUUCCUGGUAUUGAUCAUAUGGAUAUUCUCAGAAAUGUUAAGGUUGUAAAUUAUAUUAAAACUGUUUUAGCAGUAUAAUCUUAACAUCCGAACAAGUUUGUUUUCUUCCAAUCAUCAGUUUAUUGCCAAAUUGAUAUUAUAGAAAAAUAAUAUAGUAUAAUUACCUCA
This is a messenger RNA of Hylaeus volcanicus, 1751 nucleotides long. Its product is annotated as phospholipase A2 group XV-like. The coding region runs from base 441 to 1661 and encodes 406 amino acids. Lineage: Eukaryota; Metazoa; Arthropoda; Insecta; Hymenoptera; Colletidae. The transcript is spliced from 7 exons. The record is from RefSeq and is a predicted model, not a curated record. Gene Ontology annotation, biological process: lipid metabolic process.